Messenger RNA from Saccostrea cuccullata (small rock oyster), 1724 nucleotides. RefSeq names its product translin-like. The transcript has 6 exons. Gene Ontology annotation, biological process: RNA metabolic process. Gene Ontology annotation, cellular component: cytoplasm; nucleus. Lineage: Eukaryota; Metazoa; Mollusca; Bivalvia; Ostreida; Ostreidae. Gene Ontology annotation, molecular function: single-stranded DNA binding; RNA binding; sequence-specific DNA binding. Bases 35 to 727 code for a protein of 230 amino acids. The record is from RefSeq and is a predicted model, not a curated record.
GAACGAUUUAACUAUUACCUGCACUACUUAAAAGAUGGAUGACCACGAGUCUGCAGAGAGGAUAGCCAAUGUUUUUGCCGAUUUUCAGUCAUAUUUCAACAAAGAACAAGAUUUAAGAGAGGAAAUCCGAUCCUCUGUCCGUGAUUUAGAACAAACAGCUAGGGAAAUCCACGCAAUUCUGCAGCAAGUACAUCAAAGAGAUGGAAGUAAAAAUGUUGCUAAUAUAUGCAAAAGCACUGACCCAUAUUUUGAAACAGCUAGAAAGCAGUUCCAGGAAUUAAGUUCGAAGGUUGCAGAAAAUCAGUAUUAUAGGUUUCAUGACCACUGGAAAUUCGCUCUUCAGAAGCUUUCCUUCCUGUCAGCCCUAGUUACCUACCUCAGAACAGAAAAACUCGUCACAAGGGAGGAGACCGCAGGGAUGAUGGGAGUGAAACUGAAACAAGAAGAAGGCUUUCAUAUGGAUUUAGAUGACUAUUUGAUUGGUUUACUCCAGAUGGCUAGUGAAUUGUCCAGGUUGGCAGUAAACUCAGUAACUGCUGGGGACUUUAAUCGACCAAUGAGAAUUGCUAAUUUUGUAGCCGAACUGGAUGCUGGAUUCCGACUUCUGAAUCUUAAAAAUGAUGCCCUGCGCAAGAGGUUUGAUGGACUGAAAUACGACUUAAAGAAGGUGGAAGAAGUCGUGUAUGACUUGUCAAUCAGAGGUCUAAAACCUGAUGAAGGGACGUGAGAUGUUCAGUAAGCACUCUCUGGAAUUAGUCUGAACUUGUGCAAUCACAGUGAGGACUAAAAUGCAACAGGGAAUGGGUUACAUUUGUAAGCUACACCUUAAAAAUGAAAUUCUGAACUGUUUUCUACAGUGUUUUGGUCUUUUUGAAUGAAAAAAAAAAAUUAGAGCUGCUUGCAGUCAACAGUUUGGUGAGCAGCAUUACAGCUGUAUUUGAAUACUGUAUUAUAAAUCACAAGAUUCAGUAGCAAUCAGACAGUUCUUAAAUGACUUUUGACAAAAAAAGAAAUAACAGUGGAAUGGAGAUAAUGAAUAUGAUGAAGAAACAACAUUCAUGUAGCAACAUAUAGUCAUAUACAUGUAUGAAAACAAUUUUUUAGAGUAAAGUUUUUAUAACUUAAAGAAAAGCUUGACGAGUAAAUAUUCAAACAGAUACUUGUAUCCAUGUUUUGAAAAUUUUCACAAGAUUUGAAGAAUAAGCAUUAACUUCAAAUGUGCAGCAAUAUCACUUGCCUGAUUUUACUACAUUUACUUAAUUUUGUAUUUGUCUUCUGAAUUAGAUGUACAUCACUGUUAAGAUAAAAAGAGGAAAGUAAUGUUGUUCUCACAGCAAAUUGUUCUCUAAGUCAGUAAGUUACAUACAUCAAGUAAAUCUGAGGAAUACUAAUUUCCUGCUACAGAAUUAUGGCAGAAAGAAAGAGAUACACUCCAGUUACAAUUUUAAAACUUAUUUUCUAAAUUUUACUAUUGCUGUCAUGCACUGACCUGUUAUUUAAUAUGCAUCUACAUUUUUCAAUGAAAAGUGCAUUUUGUCAAUUUGUUUCUCAAGAUAUAUGAAUGAUGGUCGAUGGAGGGAAGGUACAAUAAGCAAAUGAAAGAAUAAUUUGUGUCCUAUAUGGUGAUGAUGUUGUUUUCAACUAAAAAGUUGUUUGUUUUCCUUUGUUCAAUUUUUAUUUCAACAGUUGGUUUUUGACUUUUAAGUGUACAAAGGGAGACCUGA